Siniperca chuatsi (mandarin fish) is the source of this 1829-nucleotide messenger RNA. Its product is annotated as transmembrane protein 106A-like. The record is from RefSeq and is a predicted model, not a curated record. The transcript has 8 exons. NCBI's taxonomy places the organism in Eukaryota, Metazoa, Chordata, Actinopteri, Centrarchiformes, Sinipercidae. The coding region runs from base 390 to 1157 and encodes 255 amino acids.
ACGUUCAAUCUCAAACCGGUUUGCGCCGUCUUGCUGCGGUUUCCGGGUUGAACAACCCAGGCUUCUUUCCACCAGAUGAGCUCCGGUUCCUGAACCGGUUCCGUUUAAGAGUCUUUGAACCUCGGUGCUAUGAACCGAACCGACCCGGUUUCCACCAGUCCUGAGCGGAACCAUUGUUAUCAGGGAUGCGUCAUCAACAGAGGGCGACCUGUAGAACAUGCCACGCCCACUUCGGUGCAGGGACCAGGGCUAGUCAGGCCCCAGCUGGGAACCGGCUUUUCGGUCUGAACCGAUUCACGUUUGGUCAAAAGCUCUGAACGGUUCAAAAUGAAAAAUCCAAAACGGAGCCGUUUCCAUGCAGGUGGAAACGGGGUGGCAGCUCGCCAGGUAUGGGGACUGUUCCCAGCAGGUGUGAUGAUGGCUCUGGGGGGGUGGAAUCACAGCACAGUGGGGAUGGCCUAGACGAUGACAACCGGCCUAUAAUUGAGAAGGAUGAGAGGCGGAGCUCCAACCGGAGACACAGCUCAGGAGAGACAGUGCACUGUCCCACCUGCCAGGGUACUGGACGUAUACCCAGAGGUCAGGCGAGCAAGCUGGUGGCUGUCAUCCCCUGUAAUGACCAGAGGCUGAGACCCAGACACACGAAGCUGUACGUUGCUGUGUCUGUUGGUGUGUGCCUCCUGGUCAGCUCCCUGGUGUUGUUCUUCCUGUUUCCUCGCUCUGUCCUUCUUUCUCCGGUAGCCGUCAAGUCAUCCUUUGUUUACUUCACUGAAGACGAUGUCCAAAUUAACAUCACGAAUGUCCUGAACAUCACCAACCACAACUUUGCGGCGGUGCAGGCCUACAACCUGACAGUGCAGGCCCUGAACUUCGACAUGGUGGUGGGAACAGUUUCCAUUAAGAAUGUCGCCUCUGUCAAACCUCUCUCCAUCAAAAUGUACUCCUUUGUGAUCCCCAUAAAGCUGACUGACCCUGACAUGAGGAACUACUGUCGGAAAGCUUCGCUGCCUGUCCACAUUCUGUACCUGCACCUACAGAUGUCUAUGAAAGUGUACUACCUGGCCCACUAUGAGCAGCUCUCGCUGGAGACAUACGAGUACAUCGACUGUGGAGCAAACAGCACCAUCCCACACAGUGUGCAACCCCCACCCCCCUGAUGGAUGGAUGUUGGAUGGAUGGACACAGAGACGAACAAUUACUGUGGACGUGCUGUUGGGGAGGGCUUUUCCCCAUGAACUGUGGAUAAGAUAUAAUGUGAUUCCAUUAACUCUCGUCCUGGAUGGAUGGACGAAGGCCUGGAUGAAGAAUGGACUCUUUCUACCCCACCCUAUAUAUGAGAGCAUGGAGGAAUGAUGAUGAUGAUGAUGAUGAUGAUGAUGAUGAUGAUGAUCAUGAUGAUUGAUGAUGAUAAUUAAUAAUAAUUAAUAAUAAUAAACUUUUUUUAUACAGCACUUUUCAAAACAAAGUUACAAAGUGCUUUAUAUGGUUGAACCCGGAGGCAAUGAGGCAAAUAAAAUCAGACAAUUAAAAUAAUACUCAAAUAAAAUGGAAUAAAAUACCAAUACCAACAAUAAUAUAGAAUAAAAACCGAUAACAAUAGAACAGAUAGGACUUGUUGGAAAUAAAACCGUGUGCUCGCACUAAUCCAAAUCUUUUUAAAGAUCAGUUUUGAGAAGUGUCGGGUUCAGAUGCUCCACUCUACCCCGCUGUUUGGAGUUCCUCAAGUUAAAGCAGUGAGGAUAUCAUGUCAUGUGGUACAGUAGAUGUGUUGUAAUGUAAAUAUUGUCAAGUGAAAAUUGCAGCUGUGUUAAAAAUACGUACAAAUGAAA